AGAAAAUAACCCCUAAAUGAAAUAGUGCUAUCACUUAGUCAUUAUGCCUAUUUGAAGUCACCUGUUGACGGGGGAAAAAUACGCAUGGUGUGGUUUCCUGGUUUCAAAUACAUUUCUGACGUAGAGACGUCUGCUGCAUUGCAUAGGGUGCAAGGCUACACCACAGUGUGAAGCUUCUAAUUCAAACGCACAGUGAGGGCAGCGAAGACGAAGGAGGAGUUGAACACAAGCUCCCAGCAAAAACUUCCCUUGUCAAUGUCUAUGUGGGCCUCGCGGUGUGCAGCACGUCUGGGACAGAAACACUUCGGAUUGUAAAAAUAAACUAAAGUUUGUGACUAACUAAAGAGAGGAGCAUGUACAUUCAAACAUGGAGACAUUCGUUUGAGCUGUUAUUCAAGUGUGUAACGGUUAGUUAAAAUAAUGGAAAUUGGGGAAGUAUGGUUUUGCGUGUUAUUGAACGACUUGGAGAGCGCGCACCUACGGAAAGGGUAACCACAUGCAAACGGAUUGGGAGAGGAGGACACUGGUGAAGAAGUGACUAUUUAAUUCCACAAAGAAAUUGUGAGAGAAUUGUGACAGGUAUGAAUAACGGCACGAUAAAAGAUGGGCCCCGAGAGCCCACUAUUCCGGUGAUUAUGUUUAUUUUAGGAGUGGUGGGGAAUGUCAUCGCCAUCGUGGUGCUCCGAAAGUCUCGGAAAGAACAGAAGGAGACCACCUUCUACACGCUGGUGUGCGGGCUUGCAGUGACCGACCUUUUGGGCACGCUGCUGGCCAGCCCCGUCACCAUCGCCACCCGUGUGCAAGGGAAGUGGCCGGGAGGAGAGUCACUGUGUCAGUACUCCGGCUUCAUCCUUCUCUUCUUUUUUCUGGUCGGUCUCAGCAUUAUCUGUGCCAUGUCCAUAGAGAGAUACUUGGCCAUAAAUCAUGCAUAUUUCUACAACCAUUACGUGGACCAAAGACUUGCUGCUUUGACGCUUGCGGGAAUCUACAUCUCCAACGUGCUGUUCUGCGCGCUGCCUGCCAUGGGACUCGGUAAGGUGAAAAAGCAGUUCCCAGAGACCUGGUGCUUCAUCGACUGGCGGACUAACGACUCCACGCACGCCGCCUUCUCCUAUAUGUAUGCCGGGGUGAGCUCUUUCCUCAUCCUCACCACGGUCAUAUGCAACGUGCUGGUGUGCGGGGCGCUGAUUAUGAUGCACAAGCGGUUCAUCCGCAGGACAUCGCUGGGUACGGAACAGGGAGGUCGCAUAGCUGUCCUCAGGCGCAGACGGAGCUUCCAACGCAUGGCCGGCGCAGAGAUCCAGAUGGUCAUUCUGCUCAUCGCUACCUCCGUGGUGGUUCUCAUCUGCUCCAUACCUUUAGUGCUGCGGGUGUUUGUGAACCAGCUGUCUAUGGUUGCGUUCGACGCCCAUUCAACUCCCCUGGAGAAGAACCCAGAUCUCCACGCCAUCCGCAUUGCCUCCAUCAACCCUAUCCUGGAUCCCUGGAUCUACAUCCUGCUGAGGAAGACUGUCCUGCUGAAGCUGGUGGAGAAGAUCAAGUGUCUGUUCUGCCGUAUGGGCUGCCGGGGGCGGGGCUCAGGGGUCAGGGGUCAAUUUCGCUGCGGAGGUGAAGGUCAUCCGAAUUCGUCCAUCGUAUCCCGGGAUUCGCCAUCGAUGGUGUCCCGCGAGCUGAGGGAGGUCAUCAGUACUUCACAGACGUUUCUUUAUUUGCCGGAGGGGACCGGGGGGGGGUCUAGAGGGACAGGGACAGGGGGAGAGGGAAGUCCCAGCCCCCCGGCUGUGGAGUGCUCCCUGCUACAGGACCAACAGACACCAGGGGGGAAGGGGAUGCAAAAUGAUUCCAAAAAGGGCACUUUAGGCCCCAGUAUAUCAAUGAGGACAGAUGGGACAGUUGAUCCUUCACCUCUGAACAGGGUGCCAUCGGUCAGAAAAGACAAGACUCUACAUGUGACGUUUACAGACGAGACACUGAACUUACAGGAGAAAUGCAUCUGACGGACACAAACUUAGCUAGAGUGGCGGAUAACACAGAAAAGUCACAGAGGGGAAAAAGGACGUCUAAUAGCCUAAAAGGUUGGGACUUCUGAAGGGUUAAACUCAUAAGGAAAAUGUUUCCCUGUGUCAUGUUUGUACUCUUAUAAAAACAACUACAUGAAGCAAAUAAGCUCCUAGCUGAAGCAUGAUGUCAUGUUUAGGGUUCAGUCAAAAUGUCACAUGGUGCCAAUGUGGAUUGUAUGAGAUUGGAUCUAUUUACAUAGAUCAUAUAUUGGAUCUAUUAUAUAUGUCACAUUCUUAUUACAAGAAUACCAAUAUAAUAUACAUAUACCAGCACACACAUCAGUAAUGAACAUAAAAUGUAAUUUCACCUUUAUAAAGACAAUAAGGAGAUUUCAUUGAACUUUUCAAAAACUCAAACCCACUGAAAGGCACUGAAUGCUACCAUGCUAUCAUAGUGCUAUCUGAGAUCCUUGGGACGUCCCCACCCCCUAAACCCUAACUAAACCAGAACAUUUACCUAAUCAUGACCGUAACAUUUUAAACAUUUUAAACUACAAAGGGGUAGGGACAUCCCAACAAUCCCAGAUAGCGAGGACCACUACUUACCACUGGCCUCCACCAAUACAAUUGUUGUGAUACACUGUAUAAUCCUGAGGCUACAAUGUGAAUUGUGUCCCAUAACAUCAAUUUAUUUCAGAAAGAAAAAAUACAUGUUUCUUCUCUGUGAGAAGGUCUAGCUAGUUUGUAUCCAUGUCAAAUUGCUACAUAAUGGAUUGAAAUUGUAUGUUAAAUUUCAACAUUUGUAUCAUAUUGGUUGACUUGGCAGUUUCAAAACAAUGCCUGAAGUAUAAAAAUACAGCAAAACUAUUGAGCAUAUAAUCCCAUGCAAAAGACCCAAAACAACAAAAACAAACAAAAGACCCAUUCUAGUCCAUAAGAUCCAUUCUAGUCCAUAAAUCCUUAGAGACAGAUCAUAGUCCCUGUGCUUUGACCAACUGAUCCUGUGAUGAAGAGGGUGUGUCGCCUGACCCCGCCUCCACAGGUACCUCCCUAGAAUUCCCCUCAGCGUCGACAACCACGACUGUUCUCUUCAGUUCCUCAAAGCGUCUCUGUCUCUCAGCUACGGCAGCGCAGGCCACCACCACCUCGUUUGACUCAAAGUUGUUGUCCUGCUGGAGCUCUGGAGGGUUCAGGACAUCCCGUUGGGCCUCCUCCUCCCACUGGGUCUGGUUCUGGGCCGUCAGUCUCUGCUGUAGCAGCCGCCGCGCCCACGCCAGGUCAUCCGACCGGAGGGGGCGCUCUGACGGACACAGGUGGACCGCUACCUGGAAGGACCUCACCGCCUGUUGACAGGAGGAAGACCUUUGUGCUAUUUUCCUUUCUGUUAACAUCUUUUUAUUGAUUUAAGAUUAACACAAAUGACUGGUAAUGAAGGACAAUAAUUGUUGUGGGGAAGAUGAAGUAUAAAAAUCCAGCAAGACUAUUGAGCAUAUAAUUCCAUGCAUUUCACUCUGUUACUUGUACUGAGCUUGUACAGAUAGGAUCUUCAUUUGACCUGUAUUGUCGCAGCAAAAUAAUCCUGCAGCAACAGGAUUUGGACGUUUAGUCCAUAAUGUUGCCUAAUCGAUGGUUAGGCUAUUAGUUGGUCAAAAUGAGGCUACAUGAAAAGUGGAAUAUUAUUAAUAUAACCAUGUGUUAGUGUGCGUGUUCAGUGAAUUGAUGUAAAUCACAAAGAUUCUAUGCAUUUCCUGCGGCGCAAAAGAGUGAUCAAAUUAAGGUCCUACAGCUUGUAUGAUUGAAAUAACAAAGGGGAUUUACAUUGCUGUUGUCUUUUGUUCAAAUGACACUUUAUUGGUGCAUGGCAUUACUUUCCCCCAAUUAAAUGAUAUCAGUGAACUGAAAUGUGCUUUUGGAUGGUUUGCUUUUAAUGUGGCUAAAGAAAAGAGAUACAGUAUGUUUCUAAGUUUAAAAUAUUAAAUUAAGGAUUUCAAAGUUUAAAAUGAACCAGCUCACACAAGUCUAUCUAUCUGUUCAGACACCGAGCAACAUUACGAUAUUGCACUCCUAUGAUUGCACCCCCUCACGACAAAUUUGACUGACAUCUCAUUACUACUAGGCUAACCAAACAUUGCAUCAAGCUACUAUAUGGCCAUGAGAAGUACGCUAGAUUGAAACUCUGGCUGCCCCUCGACACCUCCAUGUUUCUAGUCCUGUCCACACUCCUUCUGAAGUAGAGAAACUCCCUCAGGGCUUGAUGGUGAAGGAGGGUCAUAUUGGACUGUGCAAAAUACAAUCAACCCGAACCAGCCUUUUACUGAUGACCUAAACUCACAACAACUUUGACUGACAUUAUUAUCAAUAAGCAGUAUUUGCAUAAGCAGAGCUCGAUGGGGAAGGUCGUAAGCAGGCCACAGGAAAACACAUGCAGCCAACCUGACCCAGUCUUUACGACUGACCUGGUAACCUGACUACCUGAUCAAAGCCUCUAAACAAAUAAGUUAUCGAUCAGUCCAGCCCACUGAUGGCACUAAAAAUAAACAUAAAUACUGAUUACAGGAUUGAUCUGACGGAGGCUACAGAUCAUUGAUCAAUAACAGUCACCAUCCUUCAUCCUUAUGUGGUUCAUCAGGUCAGUCGUAAAGACUGGCUUUGCUGCAUUUUAUUCAGAAGGAAGCAGCAUUUUCAGAUGUUUUACAGUUAAUAUGCCUAUAAUCAAUAAUAAAGAAAUGUAAUUUCUCAACUACAGCACCUUUAUGACAAAACAUGUGAGGGUGGCAAAUUAUUUACACUUUAAAUUAUGUAUAACAUAGGCUUUUGUACUGUACAUCCACUAGUUAAUAUUUGUAGCAUAGCAAGUUUUGUUCAAUCUUUUCCAUGACUUAUGCUGGGGGAGUGAAUACAAUAGUGAAAAUAUAGCAUAUAGCAAAUAAAAGGCCAAUUCAAUUUGUAAUGUUACUUGUAACCAAUUGAUUUAUUUUCAAUUGACACAUUACAGGUAAAACAGAUCCAUUUUCUCAUUAUUUACAGAACAAAGUAUUACUACAUCAGCUGGGUCAGUUAUAGAAACAUCAAUAUAACUCACAUUAUACAUGAGCAUUCUCCUGGUCUAAACAGUUGUUCCCUCUCCCACUAUUUGUUUACAGCUCCUAUCGUCCCCCACAUUACCAGUGAAUGAACUCAGUCGUAUAAAAUUAAUUAUUGUUACCAACACAUUCAGGCCCCAUUUUGAGACGCUACCACAAUCUUAUGCUCCAGACUUGUUUUGAGAAUUUUUGUGCCAGGUGUUUAAAUGAUUUGAAUGGCUUUGGCAACAUCACCAGAUGUUUGCACUGUAAACACAACACGUACCCUCAGUGUGGUUAACUUGUUGAGAGAACCAGGUCUGCUUUUACCCAUAGUUGCUGCUUUUUUGCCUACUUCCAUCGUAGUGAUGAUGACCAAAACACAUAUCCUACCAAAUACCAGUUACAAUGAUAUAGGCACUGUUUGUAGUUCUUUACCAAUAACAAUUAAUUGUCUAAUGAUUUCGAUUGACAAAAUGUUCCUGACGUGUAAUGCCCUAUUUAAAUCCUAAAGCAUCCCCGGACGUUCAUGUUCUAGAACGAGGCCAGUUCCCUCUGUCAGAAAACUCAUUUUAACACUGUACUACUAGGAAAUAUAUUUGAGAGAUACCGAUGACAAAAUGGUCUUAAUAUGAUUUUAAUAAAGACGAGGAGGAUACAUGAAUCCUCUCAAAAACCUG
Molecule: messenger RNA, 5742 nt
Organism: Oncorhynchus keta (chum salmon)
Lineage: Eukaryota; Metazoa; Chordata; Actinopteri; Salmoniformes; Salmonidae
Product: prostaglandin E2 receptor EP4 subtype-like
Exons: 2
Coding region: 582-1997 (471 amino acids)
Biological process (GO): inflammatory response; positive regulation of cytosolic calcium ion concentration; negative regulation of inflammatory response
Cellular component (GO): plasma membrane
Molecular function (GO): prostaglandin E receptor activity
Source: RefSeq, a predicted model, not a curated record